CUUUUUUAAUUUUUUUAUUGCGAUAUUCGUACCUCUUUAAUAAAUACGAGACCACUCCUCUCCAACCUUGAUCGUUUUACAAAUCAUAUAAAUUGAUAUAUUCACCAUGAUCAUCUUUAAACCAGACUGGGUUUCCCAUGCAGACAAGACACAGGAAGCAAAAGGAAAGAAACCUUGUAUUUAUUCAAUUCACGUUCAUCCUGACGGUACACGAUUAGCAACAGGUGGUUUAGAUGGAAAAGUUAGAAUUUGGAAUACAGAACCCAUUUACGAUGAAGAGGCAGAAAAGAACCCUAAUUGUAAUAAAUUGCUUUGUACAAUGACAAUGCAUAAUGGUGCCGUCUUAUGCGUCCGCUGGUCCAACCAUGACGGUCAUUAUUUAGCUUCUGGUUCUGAUAAUGAUAAUGUCAUCAUUGUUUGGGAAAAAGACGUUAAUGCAAAAGUAUCAUCAAUAUUUGGUAGCACUGAGAUUAAUUAUGAGACAUGGAAACCUGUAAAGUAUUUAAGAGGACAUGAAUCUGAUGUACAGGAUUUGGCUUGGUCAAAAGAUAAUAAGUAUUUAGCGUCCUGUGGUGUAGAUGGACAUGUCAUUGUCUGGGACGGAAAAACAUUUGAACAAAUUAAGAAAAUCGAUAAACACGAAGGUUUCGUCAAAGGGAUCAGCUGGGAUCCUGCAGGAAAAUACCUCGCGUCUCAAUCUGACGAUAAAAUGGUAAAAAUAUGGAGAACAUACGAUUGGGGAUUAGAAACAAAUAUCAAAAAUCCAUUUGUGAAUGCCCCUGGAACUACACUGUUUAGAAGGUUAAGUUGGUCUCCAGAUGGGUGUCAUUUUGCUGCAGCAAAUGCCGUCAACAGUAUAAAAUGUGUUGCUGCGAUCGUAAGUCGAGAUGAUUGGAAUGCAGAUAUAUCGCUUGUGGGGCACAAACUUCCAGUCGAAGUGACCUGUUUCAAUCCGAAAAUGUUUUAUAUGAGUGAUGAUAAUGAAGCAAAUGGGCCUGGUGAAAAAUCAGUAUCGUCGAUUUGUGCGCUAGGAAGCCAGGACAGGAGUAUAUCUAUCUGGGUGACCAAGUUUAGCAAACCGAUUUGCGUCGCAGCAGAUAUUUUUGACAAUAACGUAUAUGAUCUUGCAUGGUCUCCCGAUGGCAAGUGUCUCUUUGCUUGCUCUCAAGAUGGUACUGUUGCCUGCCUUCAAUUUGAAGAGGAAUUGUCUGAUGUGGUACCAGAGAAUAUUGUUAGAGAAAGAUUGGAGAGAUAUGGCUAUGGAAAAGAUCAAACACAACUCUUGGAGACACCAAUACAACUGGAACUAGAACAAACUACAGAUACAGAGCCAGCACUGCCACCACGUGUUGCUGAUCUCAUGGACGGAAAUGCGAGUAUUGGAAAUCAAGAUACGCCCAUGAUAGAGGCACCACCUUUAACACCAGCUCCUCCCAAUAUAACCAACAUAUCAUCAUCAACUAGUCAACAGCCAACCAUCUUGGAGCAAAAAGUAUCUAUCACAAAGGAUGGUAAAAAGCGUAUUCAACCCAUCAGUCUGAACAUGCGUACCUCGACCAUGCAUUCGCCGUCUACUGUUCAAGCACCUUUAAUCCAGACACAGCCUAUGAAUCAUAUCUCUCAGGGCAGUUCCAAGAUAAACCAGGCUGAUUCAGCAGUGAACGUGGAUACAGUAGUGAUAGGAAACAAAAGACCAGCUUCAGAUGAGGAAGUGAACGAGGUGAUUGGAAGCAAACCGACGAGAGCACGACCCAAUUGGCUUGAUAGCGCAGUUGCUCCUCCUAUAGUGCAAAAGAGUCUGGUCAAGAUGGCACUGCCUAAAGUGAAAACGGUUCUCAGCACGGGCUUAAGGCCAGAGGAUCCGACAGUGGUGAUGGAAUGUCAUAACACAGAGGAUGCUCAAAGUUCAGUUCGUGCCAAAUUGGUCGUCACAAGGCAAGGAACACCGAUCUGGAUGGAUUAUCUGUCAAGUGCUAUUCUUGUCAUGACAAGCAACGCGGAGUUCUGUGCAGCUGGGUGUGAAGAUGGAUCCAUUCACGUUUACUCUCCAGCCGGUCGAAGGAUUUUACCGGCGAUUGUGUUGGAAAGCACGCCUGUAAUACUGCAAAGCCAUCAUCAGUGGCUCGUCUGUAUCACUGCGACAGGUCUGUUGUACUCGUGGGAUGUACUGAAUGUAAAAAGCCGUAUAGACGGCGUAUCUAUAGCGCCGGUGCUGCAGGUAGCACAGCUUGAAACAGACAAGACACAUAAGGCACCAAGCAUCAAGAAUAUUCGAAUCCAAAAGAGCGGAUUGCCUAUCCUACUGACAAGUUCUAAUCAAGCCUUUGUAUAUCAUACUGACAUGAGGGUUUGGCUUCGAAUAAGUGAUGCUUGGUACAUUAUCUCUGAAUUCUGGGGUUCGGCACGUCAAGCGGGUGAUCAUCCUCUAGCAUGGCUUUCGUCCCGUAUGUCGGCUUAUGGAGUAGAUCGAUCCAUGCAUAUGCUAUUAGAUGUAUCAGCCGCAACCAAGGUCGUUACACUCAGUCAUAUAGAAAUGCAGUUGGCGGUAGCCGCUCUGUUAGAUUCUCCUACAGAGUAUAAAGAUUGGAUGAUAUAUUAUGCAAGAAGACUAUCCGAAGAAAAUGCAAAGAAUAAAGUAGAAGAAUUAUGUAAAUGGCUAACAGGACCACCUUAUGCACCAUUUCCCGACAUUGUCAAGUGGGAGCCUACAAUUCUCGGUAAAAUAUCAAAAAAGGAACUAUUGGCAGAGAUAUUGCCCUUGUUGGCCAAAAAUCGUCAAUUACAAAGGACUGUUGCUGAAUUCACGUCGUGUCUUUAAUAAAAGCAACAGGAACCUCUUGCAGACUUUCAGUCUUUUUUCUGUGUUACCUCAGAUUGAUGUUGGCAGAGAAUAAGCUUUUCUUGAGAACAAUAAGAUUUUUCUUCUCUCUCUCUUUCCUUUUCCUUUUAUG
Molecule: messenger RNA, 2951 nt
Organism: Rhizopus microsporus ATCC 52813
Lineage: Eukaryota; Fungi; Mucoromycota; Mucoromycetes; Mucorales; Rhizopodaceae
Product: WD40 repeat-like protein
Exons: 16
Coding region: 107-2818 (903 amino acids)
Biological process (GO): DNA-templated transcription; regulation of DNA-templated transcription; chromatin remodeling
Cellular component (GO): HIR complex; nucleus
Molecular function (GO): protein binding; nucleosome binding
Source: RefSeq, a predicted model, not a curated record